GUAUGCGCAAUACUUGAAGAGGGGAUGGAAUACUGUGUCUCCGUUCAUAGGGGAAGAUGGGGGAAAAAAAAAUGCGGCGCCAGCGGCGUUCGUGCAUGCGUUUGGAUGCAGGGUGGAACCGGGGGUACGUAUGCCUUUUUACCCUUUGUGUAUCUUUGUUGUCUUCAAAUCUUGCUCAAGGCCAACCGUUGGCUUGGAAUUCCGUGCCAUUCGGUCCCGUACCGCAAUUGCAGACCGCCACGGAAUGAAUCAUCCCGCCCGGCCUCGUCCGGUAGAUCCAUCGCUUCCAGCCUCCAAAUCUGAUGGUCCACCACCUGCCGCCGUUACGUGCCCGUCGUGCCCGUCGUGACCCGACAGCGUAGACCAAGGACUCUUCGUAGCUGCUUGGGACUUGGGACAAGGGCGCUUUGUCUUGCCAUAGGUACCAGU
This is a messenger RNA of Colletotrichum godetiae, 429 nucleotides long. RefSeq lists its product as uncharacterized. NCBI's taxonomy places the organism in Eukaryota, Fungi, Ascomycota, Sordariomycetes, Glomerellales, Glomerellaceae. The transcript has a single exon. Bases 131 to 349 code for a protein of 72 amino acids. The record is from RefSeq and is a predicted model, not a curated record.